AUGGACGAAAAGUAUUCGAGUCAAAUUGUUCAAAACUCCGAGGUACGACAGUGGUCUGAAGCACUACAAAGACAAGAAGGGGACAGUUUGCAAGCCGAUCAUGUGUCAGAAUUAUUGGAGGAUGAGCUGCUCCGAGCCUUGAUUCAAUUUUGGAAUCCAGGUUACAACUGCUUUACUUUCAAUCAAGAAGAUAUGGUUCCUACCAUCGAAGAAUAUAUUGCUUUGUUGCACAUAGAAGAGGCUCAAGAGAAUCGGAUUUAUUCCAAGUCCAUCAAAACUCAACCCUUCAAAAUCAAAUUAGCAAAAAUUGCGGGAGUGCGCGAGGAAUGGGUGGUUGCUCGUACCAAACAAAAAGGCGAAAGCGAAGCUGCAGUUGUGGAUUUAUUUGAACAAUUGCCAAAAAAAAUCAACCCUGCUCCUGUGAUUUUAGCAGAGACCUUCCGAUCCUUGAAUGCUUGUCGAAGACUUGGAGGUGGUCGAUUUUCAGGGUGCGCACAACUACUAUAUGUCUGGAUACGUAGUCAUUUUUGGAAAAUUGAAAAGAUUUCAUAUCAUCGUUUUAGUACCAGCUACUCGCCUUUGAGAGAAUUCCUCGAGCAAGAUUGGCCAAAAGGAGUCACUAAAGACAUGUGGAUAGAUGCCUUUAGAAAUAUACGAGACAAAGACAUUGUUUGGCGCGCCCCUUGGCAAAUACAAAGUGAACUCCUCUAUAAAUGUGGUGACUACAAUUGGGUGAUGUUGCUUGGUUUGUGGGGAGGAAUUGGGUACGUACCCCUUUUGGUUUUGAGGCAAUAUGAUGGCCGUCAAUUUGUCCCAGUCACUGCUGGAUUGCACUCAUCUGAAUUCGUGUUUCACGGAAACAAUUAUAAGAAAAACAUCCUUCAGGCAGUUAGAGCAUGGAAAAGGACUUUCCGUACUAGAGCUGGGGCAGCUAAAGUGAUGUCCACAGUUGGGUCAAGCAGAACGUCAGCACAAUUAACCAAAGAGUUAAACGAAGAGAAACAUCGAGUCAAAAGUAUGAAGGCAAGAAACGAUCGUCUACUCAAGAGCUUAGAGAAAGGGAAGCAAAAAGUAGAAGAGCUUGAGCUUGUUAAGAGGGAGCGGAUCAUAAAAUAUAAAGCUGAGAAUCGCGAAGCUAUGAAAGAAUUAAAAAGGGAGAAAGAUCGUGUCAAAGAACUGGAAGACGAAAAGAAUAGCAUUCUUGAGGGGUUCGAGGCUGAGAAGACCAUCAUGUUCAGAGGAUUUGAAGCCGAAAUGAAUAACAUGCUUGUCGAACUUGAUGAUAGAGGAUAA
Hibiscus syriacus is the source of this 1293-nucleotide messenger RNA. RefSeq lists its product as uncharacterized. NCBI's taxonomy places the organism in Eukaryota, Viridiplantae, Streptophyta, Magnoliopsida, Malvales, Malvaceae. The transcript has 4 exons. The record is from RefSeq and is a predicted model, not a curated record. The coding region runs from base 1 to 1293 and encodes 430 amino acids.